Molecule: messenger RNA, 7535 nt
Organism: Wasmannia auropunctata (little fire ant)
Lineage: Eukaryota; Metazoa; Arthropoda; Insecta; Hymenoptera; Formicidae
Product: flocculation protein FLO11-like
Cellular component (GO): extracellular region
Molecular function (GO): chitin binding
Source: RefSeq, a predicted model, not a curated record
ACAUUAGCGUUUUGACGUUGACGUCGUGCUUCCGACGUUAUAUACUCGAUAUUAUACGAAGCGCUUUCUCCAUUUGCUGAAGAAAUUAAUCAUAUUGUAGCCAUGAACCUCGCGCUGCAUGGAUUUUUGCUGCAGGUUUUCGUGUCGAUUCUCGACUUUCGUCAUGGCCGUUUGUUAUGCAGCGCGGGGGAACCUGGCUAUCUGGACUUCGACAACCUGCCGGAGACGAAUUUCUCGUGUCAAGGAAAGGUGAUCGGCGGAUACUACGCGGACGUCGAGGCGGGCUGUCAAAUGUUUCACGUCUGCACCAUCGGCCAGAAAGACGAGAUUAUGGACAUAAAAUUCCUCUGCCUGAACGGGACCGUCUUCGACCAGGAGACCAGAGUCUGCGAGAGGGUUGACGAGGUCGACUGCAGCAAGAGCGAGCGAUUCUACAAUCUGAAUCUGGAGCUCUACGGCAAUAACGCUGUGACGCUCAGCUUGCACGAGAACGGCGAGGACGAGGACGACCUGACGAUUGAUUCGGUGGAGGAUCAUCAGCUGCGAACCACCUCGGCGCGGCCCAGCACGACCAGCACGACCAGCACGACCACGUCCCGGCCCAGCAAACCGUCCACCACGGCCGCCAGCGGCGCCUUCCAGCAUCCGGCCGGCUAUCCGCAGCACUAUCAACCGCAGCCGCCGUUCCCGCAGGUGCACACGAGCCAGUCCAAGUCGCUGUACGACGACAAGAACGGCGGCUACCAUCAUCAGUACAUCUUCCACAACGGCGGCGAGCGCGCCAGCAAUCAGGCCACGUCCUACCAAUUGUUCAGCAAUCAGGGCGGCGUGAGCUCGACGACCGUGCCGCCGGCGCCACCGCCGCCGCCGCCGCCGCAGAUCCACCAGAUCCGGUACAGCUCGACGGUGGGUCCGCCACCGCAGAUCAUUCACAGCGAGCCGUCUACCGUGACGCCGUUGUUCCACGCGACGUCCUCCACGAUACAGACGCUGCUCAACAGCAACGUGAACAACCCGGCGGCCUUGAUCAACCCCAUCUUUCACAAUCACGGGAUCGCGAGCACGACCGAGUUUACCGUCCACAGCAACAAUCCGCGCGAGACCACCGACUACCGCGACGACGGCGAUCAGGAGCAAGAUAUAAGGACAUUGGAGGCCAUACAGUCGGCGAACAAGGGCAAGAUUUCUAAGCUGACGAUAUCUCCGGUGCCGAGCAAGCAAGAAUCGUCUCGAAUAAUACAGACGAAAACAAGUCAAACGUCGCAGCAGCAACAGCAGAGGAUAUCCGGCAACUUCCUGCCGACGCCAGCCACCAUCGAGACAACCGUCAGAUCGUUCUAUCCGACGCCGAGGCCUUCGUCGAAGCCCCCGUCGCAGUCGGUCACUCACCAGGUUACCCAGCACAUUCACGUGCCGGACGUGACGCGGCUCAAGCCUCAUCAGAUCACUAUAAAUCUACCGCCACCGGAUAUCCAGAGAAUCGUGCAGAAUCCGUCGCCUCUACUGCCCUCGCAGUCCCGGGUGAUCGUCACGGCGAAGGCGAGCGUGAGCGAUGAGUCCGGCAGACCCCUAAACACCACGCAACUGGUGACGUUGCCGUUGCCGACUAUACCGGCCAGCUACGACGACUACAAGGAGGGCGACGAGUCGUUCGAUCCCUUUUACCGCGACGUCCCGAAAAUUCGCAAGAAUCGCCAGAACGCGAUGGAAAAAAUACGAAUUAUGCGCGGAAAACGAUCGGUCGAGCAACCAUUUCAUUUCGUUUACGGAGUAGAUAGUCGUCAGGAUAGGGAUUUCAAGGUGAUCCAGAAGAACGAACCGUGUCAGAAUGAAGAUGAUGCGACGCAUAAAGAAAGCGCGCGUGCCCAGAUCAGCAUCGAAGAUUUCCGAGCUAUCAAAGAGAGUCUGAUAAAAUUUAGGGACAUCUUAUUUAGCGAUGAAGUGAAUUCCUCUGGCAAAGAUUUUUCUGAUGACGGAGAAAAUAAAAAUAAUACCGAACGCGUCGAGAUAAGUAGCGAAACUUUCGAUACGCCUGUAAAGCAGACGAAAGAUAAUGCGAUAAGAAAAGUAGAUUAUCUAGAAGACUUGAAAACAGAAGCCUCAAAACACUUGAGUCUAAAUAAGAAUAAAGAUGAAGAAGAGGAGGAUGAGAAAACGAGUCACGGAUAUUCGUCUCCAAAUGUCAAAAUUAAUGCCGAAAAAUCGCUUGAUAAGAGAAUGCACGUUAAGAAAACACCGGAAUUGGAAAUUGAAUUUUACACCGAAUCUACGACUGCUCGUCCUCGGAAGAGCGAAUCCCGGGGAGACGUUAUAGACGUAAUAAUACUCGAUUCCGACAAUGACUCCAAAGUGAAAGCCACGUCCGCGAAGACUGACGCGCCUAUCGAGAUUAUCAUCGAGGAGGAAACGAAAUCCGGCACGCACGACGCACCGAAGACUGACGAGAAAGUUGCGCACAAAGGACAAGUCGCGGGCUACCUGAUACAGGAUGAAUCGGGGAAGCGGUCGAACUCCGUCGCCGGCGAGAGAGAACAAGUGACAGCUCCGCGCGAGACGAUCAAACGGAAGGGUGGUAAGGAUAGCGGAGAACGAAAGCCUGGCACGAGAAGGAAGGUUUCUCGACCGAGGUCGUCGAGAAAACGCAUAUCCUCGAGGAUAAGGCAGCAAAGGACGGGAAACGUCGAAGUGACGGAGGCAAUUCGACAAAAAGAAGAAAUGGAAAGAACGACUACUACUACUACUACCACUACGACUAGUACUACGACUGUUGCUACCACUACUGUUGAUACUACUACUAUUACUUCUACUUCUACUGUUGCUCCCACUACUACCGUGACCCCAUCCGUCGCAGCUUUCGAGACGAAAGUUGCGGAGCAAAUUGACAGUAAUAUUUUCGGGGAGUCUGAGUCGCAAACUUUUAAAGAAGUUGACACGAGGGCAAUCGGGCAACGCGGCGCGACGUACUCGAAGAGCUUGCAGGACGGCAAGAGCCACGAUGCCAGCAGGAGUAAGGACACGGAGCGAUCGUUCGAUCGUCAAAUUGUGGAGGAUCAUACGAAGAGUUCGGGGCUGAGCGCUGAUAAAGUAGAGGAAGGGGAACAGGAAACGGAAUCGACGGAUUAUACGCAGAGCACCGGCGCGGAAGAUACGACCUUAACCGAGAGUCCGCCUAGUGUAAAAGAAACGAGAUCGACAGACGUUACGCACGUCUCUGAAGAAAAGAAAUCUUCCAACAACGAAGAAUUCUCUUCCCAGGAAUACGAAAUUCCGGACGACGAUGAAGCUAACGCGAAUACGAAUGAAGAAGAAACCGAAGAGAGUUUGGAAGACGAUUCUAGCAAGACUUCUUCCGACGAAGUUACGACUUCCCUUGAAGGCAACUCGAGGCAAGAGGAGCCCAAUGGCGAAAACGCAAGCGAGAGAUCGAGCACUGAUAUUUCGGACGAGGAGCAGAGUUCAACCGCGAAUUACAGCGACGAAAUAAAUUCCGAGGAAUUAAACGAUUAUCAGGAUAUAACGGAAUCGUCCGCGGAGAGCACGCGCAGCAUCCAAGAGGAUUACAGGGAGUAUCCGGAAAGUACCGAGAUUCCCACGACGGAUUACACGAAUUCCGAAGAAUACAACGAUUCUCAGGAGGAGGUCACGGGAUCGACCGAGGAGGUCGACAGCAGUACCGAGGGUAUUCUGAAAUUCACGAACGAACUACCGGUAUCGGACGGCAAAGCGGACGCGGAGACAACGGAAGAGACGUCGGCGUUAUCUGACGAAAGCGACACGCACGAUUACAUCGAUGACAAUUACGAACCGGAGAAUUACAAGGAGACAGAAAUUACGACGAAAUCGAACGAAUCCGAGGAGGACAAGGAUGAAGAGAAGAACGACGAGAAGAAGAAAGAUACGUCGGUGAAAGAUUCUCAUGCAAAGAAUAUAGAGCGGAUCGAUGAUAGCGCCGAAGUGGAAACGCAGACGGAGUACGUGGAUGUCACGGAGGAUAUGAAGGGUCUCCAGGAAAUCGCAAGUUUAACCACGACUUCGUCGACCACAACGGCAGCGUUAACCACGACGACGUCGACUACUACGGCGUCGACCACGACAGCGCCGAUCACGACAGCGGCGUUGAGUACAACGGCGUCGACUACGGCGGCGUUGAUUACGGCGGCGUCGUCCACGUCGGCGUCGACCACAACGGAGUCAAUCACAACAACGGCACCGAGCACAACGACCACGAUCACCACACCUCGACCGAAGAUCACCCGUCGACCGACGAUUACCACUCCUCGCCCCACGCCGCCGAAAAUCUUUAAGCCUACCGGUAACAAAAGGAUUUAUGCUUACAUGCCGCCUACGACGACUCCGAAUCCGGUCGUGAUCAAGCCGAGACUGGGCCUGUACAAUCCAAAGCCGGCGAAACCGCCUAGAUCUUAUAACGAAUUGGCGGCGAAACCGAUGAUCAGAAAACUCGUUCUAUCACGAAAACCACCUACCACCACUGCAGCUACUACUACUGUUAUUACUAUUACCGAUAAUUUAAAUACGGAAAAUCCGGAAAUUACGACGGAACCUAUGACGGUGACAACGGCGACGGCGGCAACGACGACAGCAACAACAGCAGCAACGACGAUGGCAGCAACGACGAUCACGGUAGCAACAACGACGACGGCAGCAACGACGACGGCAGCAACGACGACGGCAGCAACGACGACGGCAGCAACGAUGACGGCAGCAACGACGACGAUGACAGCACCGACGACCACGACGACAGCAUCGACGACCACGACGACGGCACCGACGACGACGACGACGGCACCGACGACAAUGAUGACGACAACGGUGGCAGCGACGACGGUGACAGCGGACUCCGGUAGGAGCGAAGAGAACGGCCUCGAGAGCAAACUGGAGGCGAAUGAACAUAUAUCCGAUUCUUCCGCGAAGAACGAUCAAACAUACAAGGAGGAUCAACUUCCGAGUCCGUCUGAGCAGAAUAAUACUCCAGUCAAUUCUUCGAGGGAUCCGGAAACUACUAUCACGAAAAUCGAGGCUUUCACUCCUUACCCUCUGUCUAGAUCGUCCACCCUCGCGGUCCACCCUUCUGGCGAGCGGACGACGAAGAAGGUGGAAGGCGACGUUGAGUCGCAGGAAACGACGGAGGACAUUGAUAUUCCCGUGACGACCGUCCCGCCGAGGACAUCGCCGUCCGAAAGGCCCGAGUACGUUGAGAUCACGCCGAGUACUGAGAAGUACCUCGAAAAAGCGAAGACCACCACAACAGCUUCCACUUUCAAAGCCUAUCAGCAGGCGACCCUCUCCGGUCUCUUCGGUUCCUCCGAUUCCCAACGCGCGACGUCGGUCUCAAUCUUGACGACCGUCUUGCCCAGGGCGGAGGACGCCGAUGUCGAUUCCGAUGCGUCGAUGGAGAUCGCGUCGAUGGAGGUCCUCAGAUCAAGCGGCCGGAAACCCGCGAAGCCGCGGAAGCACCCGAGCUUUAAUUGCCUGGAGAGGGAGAUGUAUCGCUUCUACGGCGACAUCAGGGACUGUCGGUUGUUCCACUAUUGCUCGCCCGGUUUCACCUCGCGGCAGGUGCUGGACUUCCGGUUCGUGUGCGAGGAGGGCACGGCGUUCGACGAGGUGACGCAGAGCUGCCGUCACGACGUGCGCAACCGGAAGUGCCGGAACCGCUCCUGAUGAGAGCGUUUUCCCGCCGCCCCACCGCCGACGGAGAAAGAGGGGACGCUCCGCCGUUUCUCGUCUCCUCCGAAUCCCGUGUUUCGCCUCGAUUCCGUUGAUUUUGGUAAUUCGUGAAUCCUCUAGGACUCCUUAGCGUAUUUAUAUUUUCUUCCUUUCUUCUUAUUAUUUUUUUUUUAACACGCAAUACGUAAGAAUACCCCGAAGAAGAGGGCUCUCCCUCCUUCUCCUAAGCCCAUUGCCAUAGCGCGCCUCGCGCUGGAUUCACACUUAUUAAAGUUAAUGCGUUCCGCUCGACUCGCGAUCGUCGAUCGGAUCAGAGAAGGAAGCGAGGAGGCACGUCGUCGGGCGCGGGUCUCGUGCACCUGAGGAAAAAAAAUAAAGAAGUCGCACUUAUCGUUAGCGUUAAGUAAGAGAGCGAAGAAGUCGGUUCCUACGUUGUCCUCGAGAUGUGUUUUGGCGCGAGAGACAUUAAGCGGAAGAUAGUCGCGCGAUUGUGUGUGUGUGUGAAGCGAUUUCAUAUCGCAAUCAUCCCGUCACGCGAAUAAUUCGGAUGCGCGAAUUUUUGAACGUUGCCGAAUAUUGCCGAAGAAACUACGCCCUACGGUUCACCCGUGCUCUUGGCAUCUUGCUCGUGCGCAGCGCGUAUAAAUGAAUUUUAUAGCCGCCUUGUUGGCCGAAUAAAUAAUAUAGACUUUUAUCGAGAUAAAGUCGAAUAUAUAUUUUUGAUAAAAUACUUGCAAGAUUGUGCAUUGCACCACACAAAUCAGUGUGUGCGGUAAAAUAUUUUCCUAACUUAUCUAAAAAUAUUUUCAAUCUUCCUAGAAUUUCGCAUAAAACUUUUGAUAUAAAGCAUUUUUCGAAACUAUGCCUUUUAUACAUUGUUAAAUAAUGUUAAUUGUCGUGUAUAUAUUGCAGGGGUAUGUCGAACUGAAUGCCGCGGGCACAAAAUGAUCGAUAUCGUUUAAUGCACUCGUCGAAUUAAUUCGUCACGGCGUCAAAAGUGCAAUCAGAUGAAACAUCAUUGCUCAAACGUCUAGGUACGAAGGUAGCUUGAUAAAACGAUUAGAUAGAUUAUCUCGAAGUAACGGACGUGCAAGACGUGUAAUUGAUUUAACGGGCGCGUUACAGUGACACAGUCUGACAUGUGAGAAAGCCGAGGGGAUGCGAGAUCCCGCGGUUUAAACACACACACAGUUUGUAUAAUUCGUUUCAAUAUAUUCAAUUACACGCAUUCUGCUGUCAGGCGCGACCGCGGCACGCCCGUAACGUAAUGCAAGUCGAACACGAUUGGCGUUACCUUUCGUAAAAAAAAAUGCUCUUAAUUUCCUACUACUAAUCAGCGCGCUUUAAUCGCGAGCGGAAACGAGUGCGCCUUUUAAGUCAGCCGUAGACGAAGUGUAGAUGUACGUAUAUUUUUGCGAACACUUAUAUUCCGGAACAUCUCUCUAGCGAUUUAGUUUAGAUAGAAUCUAUAGAAAAUUCGUACGUGCCGCCAGAUGAGCACGUAACUCGCGUUAACAAUUACCGCGUAUGUAUAUACGUUGCGCGUAUACGUUUUCAACGACGUACAUACACACGCAUGUCCAAAUUUGUAUCUAUUAUAUAUUUUUUAAGCAACUGUACCAUGUCAAUAAUAAUUGUAUAUUCUGUACGCACACACGUGACAUUUACUCUGGCUUUGAAAAAUACCUUGCGCUAUCACUUUACGAGUAGAUUUAAUUAAUUCAAGUGUGAUUUAAGAUUAACGUAAAUUAUAUUAUAUACUCUUUUCACAAAUUGUUUUCAUCGAGUAUUAGUUUUACUAAAAAUACAAUUUUAUUUAAAAACAAAUUUCUAUAAAUAAUUAAAAA